CGAGGUCUUACGUGGAGACCGGAUCGUGAAUACACUGUAUAAUGUAAAGAUGAACGAGGAAAAAAAAUGUGAGCUGAUGUGUGGCAAGAAGACGCUGAAAGUGGAGGAGAGCAAACUGGUGGCUGAACGCAUCCAGGAGGAGUAUUACGUUCAUCUGAUCGCAGACAACCUUCCAGUGGCCUCCAGGUUGGAGUCUUACCCCAGCAGAGAAGCUGGAGGGGAUGAGGAGCAGAAGAAGGUCGCAGACAGAGAUGUUCUGUUUGAGCAUGGCUACAGACUGGGCUUCGUCGACAACAACAAGUUUUAUCUGCACAACCACCUGUCCUUCAUCCUGUACUUCCACAGGGAGAAAAUGGAGGAGGGAGAGACCCACAACUACAGAGUGGUGCGGUUUGAGGUGAUACCUCAGAGUGUCAAAGUGGAAGAUCUGAAGGCUGCUGAAACGAGUAAAACUUGCACUUUGCCCGAAGCCAGUGUCUCCGCCCCUCAGGAGAUCGACCCAAGCAGAGAUAAUGAGGUUCUCUUCACCUAUUCCGUCACCUGGAAGGUCAGCAGCAGGAAGCGCUUCCCGAUCACACAUCAGUUUCACCCUUCAAUACGGUUAGAAAAGGCUCCUUCAGGCAUUCUGAGCAUGAUCAUCAUCAGGACGCUGCGGAAGGACAUCGCUAACUACAACAGAGAGGACGACAUUGAGGACACCAUGGAGGAGUCGGGGUGGAAGAACGUCCACGGCGAUGUCUUCAGACCGCCUCAGUAUCCCAUGAUCCUCAGCUCCCUGCUGGGCUCAGGCAUCCAGCUCUUCUGCAUGAUCCUCAUCGUCAUCUUUGUUGCCAUGUUGGGCAUGUUGUCUCCAUCCAGCAGAGGAGCCCUGAUGACCACUUCCUGUUUCCUCUUCAUGUUUAUGGGUGUAUUUGGGGGUUAUUUUGCUGGCAGACUCUACCGCACUCUGAAGGGCCAUCGCUGGAGGAAAGGAGCUUUUUGUACGGCGACUUUAUAUCCUGGGGUGGUGUUUGCAAUCUGCUUCGUCCUGAACUGCUUCAUCUGGGGGGAGCACUCCUCUGGAGCGGUCCCCUUCACCACUAUGCUGGCCCUGCUGUGCAUGUGGUUCGGCAUCUCCAUGCCGCUGGUCUACCUGGGCUACUACUUCGGCUUCCGGAAGCAGCCUUACGAUAACCCCGUACGCACCAAUCAGAUUCCCCGACAGGUGCCAGAGCAGCGCUGGUACAUGAACAAGUUUGUAGGGAUCCUGAUGGCGGGGAUUUUACCGUUUGGCGCCAUGUUCAUCGAGCUCUUCUUCAUCUUCAGUGCCAUCUGGGAGAAUCAGUUUUAUUACCUCUUUGGCUUCCUGUUCCUGGUGUUCAUCAUCCUGGUGGUGUCCUGCUCUCAGAUCAGCAUCGUGAUGGUUUAUUUCCAGCUGUGCGCAGAGGACUAUCGGUGGUGGUGGAGAACCUUCCUGGUGUCGGGAGGCUCCGCUUUCUACGUCCUCAUUUACGCCAUUUUCUACUUCGUCAACAAGCUGGAUAUCGUGGAGUUCAUCCCCUCCCUGUUGUACUUCGGUUACACCACCCUGAUGGUGCUGUCCUUCUGGCUCCUAACGGGAACCAUCGGUUUUUACGCGGCCUACAUGUUCAUCAGGAAGAUCUACGCUGCCGUGAAGAUCGACUGAAUCCUGCGCUGACCCUCUCCUCCCACUUCUGUUUUUUUUCUCACACCUUUUUUUUUUUAAUGUUUUUAAUAUUUUUGUUGUUUUUGGUCCAACAAGCGCUGACUGACAGAGCAGGGGUUGAUCUUCAUGAUGCAACAGCCCCAUCUGCUGGCCACAUGGUGGAAUAACAAAGAGACAGCAGAGUCAGGCCUGUUGUUUGCGUCCCUCCCCCCCCUCCCCUCCCUGUGUGUGAGGACAGAGGACGUCCUCCUCUGCUGGGACAGCCGCCUCCUCCUGCACAGAAACACAUCGGGCCAAAGCUUGUUAGAAGAUUUUCUUUCCUGUCUUGAAGUUUUCAUUUUUUUCCACCUUCAGAUCGACGCGGGACUCCGUUUUUCUGCUGAUUUUCUCCUGAGAUGCGUUUUUUGCUGUGAUUUGGUCACAGGGACGGUGUCUUGCUCUUUUCACUGAUUGUGUUGUGGGGGGUGGGGGGGGUGUUGGUUUCCACCCAGAGACUUUGUGGGUCAUGGUUGUGGUUUUUGUGUAACUGGUGGGGGCUGUUUAACAUUGUACUACAGGAGAAGGUUCCAUUAAAUAUAUCUAUUACUUUUUUACUUUGGUUCUGUGUCCAGUUGGAACCGGUAUAACCCACAGCGAUGACGCUCAUCUCCGCAGACCGCUCCGCUUCUUCUAAAUGUGGGACACCAGCUCCCGGUUGGCCUGAAAUGAAGCAAACUGUUUGGACGGAAUGGGGAGCAAUCAUUGGCCGAGCAGCCGGGACGAGCGACUGCAUCCAAACAGAACCUCCAGCAGUGUAGCCUUAGCAGCGCAGCGCCUGCAGAACUAUGCAGUAAUGGAAAACAUUCAAAGCUAAUAUUAAAGGACUCAAAGAAAUCGCAGUAAAUCUUAAAAGUUUUUGCACCUUUUUUAUUUUUAUCUGUGCUGUAUUUCUGGACGUUCCUCCAGUUGUUCUUUUAGCCAUUUUCACACAUCGAUGCUGAGCCUUUUAAGCACAUCAAACGAUGUCGAAAUCUGACCAUGUUUCCCAGAUCAGGCUUCAAUCCUCUGGCAGCAGAUUUACACGCCAUCAAGAUGGUGGUAGGUAUGAGAAAAACCGGCUCCCAGCAUCGUUUCAGCUGAGCUGCAGUAACCCCAGGCUCCUAAAACACAUCGGCAGUCCGAGUCGCUUCGUCGUCUCGGAUCUGUUUGCUUUCCCCCUCUGAUGAAAUGACUUUAGGAGUUAAGGACCCCUAAGAUGACCUGAAGGAUUUUAUAGACGUUUGCAUCUUUGCUAAGAGGAGAAAGUCGACUGAAGUCGUGGUUUCACCCAGAAGUUCUAAAAACGUAAUUGUUGUUCCCUUCCUGAGGCUUUCUGUGGGACAAACUCUGCCUUUCUGCACCUCACUAUUUCCUGAAUUUGGCGUAAAAGGAAAAGUUCCAGCCUUUAAACCAGAGUGGUUCCU
This is a messenger RNA of Cyprinodon variegatus (sheepshead minnow), 3108 nucleotides long. RefSeq names its product transmembrane 9 superfamily protein member 4 (gene tm9sf4). Bases 50 to 1666 code for a protein of 538 amino acids. Gene Ontology annotation, biological process: protein localization to membrane. The record is from RefSeq and is a predicted model, not a curated record. The transcript is spliced from 15 exons. Lineage: Eukaryota; Metazoa; Chordata; Actinopteri; Cyprinodontiformes; Cyprinodontidae. Gene Ontology annotation, cellular component: membrane.